UUCUACCAAUUUUCUUACUCAUCGGGUAUUUUUAAACAUUUUCUAAUAGUUUAGGGGUAUUUUGAACCAUUUUCCGAAGUUUAAAUUGGAAAAGAAACUGUUUCUAAGCCUUGCUCCUUCAUCUGGUAUUUCUAUAAAUUUAAAGGGUCUUUGAGCUGUUACAAGUAUAUUUUUUUGGAGCUUGCUGAUUUUUCUCUGCUGAUGUUGUCUGAGCUUCAUCCUCUGCUUCUAAGCUUUAUUUGGUUAUUCCAUGUCGGUGAAUUCAUCUCUAGCUGAGUGUUUGUUUAGCAGCAAUUAGCGACAUGGCUACCUCUUUCAGGGAGGAAAAAGACACAUUUGGUCCCGUUCUCGUUCCAUCGGACAAGUUAUGGGGGGCACAAACUCAAAGAUCAUUGGAGAAUUUUGAUAUUGGGGGUGAGCGUGAAAGAAUGCCUGAGCCAAUCAUACGUGCAUUUGGUAUUCUCAAAAAGUGUGCUGCCAAGGUAAACAUGGAAUAUGGCCUUGACCCAUGUAUUGGAAAAGCAAUAAUGCAAGCUGCUGAAGAGGUUGCAGGAGGAAAGUUGAAUGAGCACUUCCCUUUGGUGGUUUGGCAAACUGGUAGUGGCACUCAAAGUAACAUGAACGCUAACGAGGUUAUUGCAAACCGAGCAGCUGAAAUACUUGGCCAUAAGCGCGGUGACAAGCACGUGCAUCCAAAUGACCAUGUUAAUAGAUGGCAAUCUUCAAAUGAUACCUUUCCUACGGUGAUGCAUAUUGCUGCGGCGAUGGAGCUAAAUAAAAGAUUAGUACCAAACCUGAAACAGUUGCAUACUUCACUACAUUCAAAGUCAGUCGAAUUCAAGGACAUUAUUAAGAUUGGGCGAACCCACACACAAGAUGCAACCCCUUUGACUCUUGGACAAGAGUUUAGCGGGUAUGCUACUCAAGUGAAAUAUGGAAUUGAGCGAGUCUUGUGCACCCUUCCACACAUGUAUCAGCUGGCACAAGGAGGCACAACAGUGGGGGCAGGACUGAAUACAAAGAAAGGGUUUGACAUUAAAAUUGCUGCAGCAGUGGCAGAGGAAACGAACUUGCCAUUUGUAACAGCUGAAAACAAGUUUGAAGCACUGGCUGCUCAUGAUGCAUUUGUUGAAACCAGUGGAGCUGUAAAUACAGUAGCUGCUUCCCUCAUGAAGGUUGGGAAUGAUAUACGCUUCUUGGGAAGUGGUCCCCGCUGUGGUCUCGGGGAGCUCAUUCUUCCUGAAAAUGAACCUGGAAGCAGUAUGAUGCCGGGCAAGGUGAAUCCUACUCAGUGUGAGGCUCUCACGAUGGUCUGUGCUCAGGUUAUGGGGAAUCAUGUGGCUGUCACAAUUGGUGGAUCAAAUGGCCAUUUUGAGCUGAAUGUUUUCAAGCCUAUGAUUGCUAAUGCCCUUCUACAUUCAAUAAGAUUGCUAGGGGAUGCAUCUGCUUCUUUUGCAAACAACUGUGUGAAUGGUAUUCAAGCUAACAGAGAGAGGAUUGCUAAAUCGUUGCACGAGUCGCUCAUGCUCGUCACAUGUUUGAACCCAAAAAUUGGUUACGAUAAUGCUGCUGCAGUUGCCAAGAAAGCCCACAAGGAGGGAACCAGUUUGAAAGAUGCUGCUCUCAAUCUAGGAGUCCUCAAAUCUGAAGAGUUUGAUCAACUUGUAGUUCCUGAGAAAAUGAUUGCUCCAACUGACUGAUUAGUUCUAUCAAAUGGCUCUAGGUGCACCAUAUUAAUUAGUAACUGUUUUCCUCCAUCAGAUUUAACGCACUUCUUGAGGUUUUCUCAUUCCUUGCAAUUUAUCACCACUUGACUGGGGGAAUGCCUCCAUUUUUUGUAAUGAGACCCUGAGCUAUUGAUCUCUCAUUACUGAUGAGUUCCUUCCGUUACAUUAAUAUUUACAUCAAUCAUACAAUUUGCAUUUGAUAAAGAA
Nicotiana attenuata is the source of this 1934-nucleotide messenger RNA. RefSeq names its product fumarate hydratase 1, mitochondrial-like. The transcript has a single exon. Gene Ontology annotation, molecular function: fumarate hydratase activity. NCBI's taxonomy places the organism in Eukaryota, Viridiplantae, Streptophyta, Magnoliopsida, Solanales, Solanaceae. The coding region runs from base 303 to 1700 and encodes 465 amino acids. Gene Ontology annotation, biological process: tricarboxylic acid cycle; fumarate metabolic process; malate metabolic process. Gene Ontology annotation, cellular component: tricarboxylic acid cycle heteromeric enzyme complex; mitochondrion. The record is from RefSeq and is a predicted model, not a curated record.